Anisakis simplex (herring worm) is the source of this 1290-nucleotide messenger RNA. The record is from the annotation of a GenBank genome assembly. Lineage: Eukaryota; Metazoa; Nematoda; Chromadorea; Rhabditida; Anisakidae.
AUGGCGACUGUGUCAAUGAUACUGAUAACGUUGAUCGGAGUAUUGAUCACGGUUGAUAGUAUUGAUCGCGCAGAGAAUCCAGGAUGGGAAUUGAGUUUCAUUUCUAAGGGUCUUACGAGCCUUUUCUCAGUGCAGAAUACACUGAAACCGUUGAAGCCGUUUAGUAUGGACGAAACGAGCUCGAUGUUUGACGGUGGUGGAACGACUGGAGACCAAAGUAUUGGCCCAUUACAUCUUCGUCAAAGGGUUCCGGUGCAAAUCGGUCACCAGCCUGGAGCAGAUUUUGAAGCUGGAGGUAUCUAUGCAGCUGAACGGCAUGAGCUGAUGUAUGGAGUCCCUGGACCUAAAGCGGUGGAUACGAAUAGUAAACUGCGGGGAGCAGGUGGUACUCAGCCGAUUGCACCCCCUAAACUGGCAUUCAUGAAUGCGGAAGAUGUGGCGAGAAGGCGAGAAAAUGAAGAAAAUGAGCAAUUAGUGGACAGCCUAAAUGUGAACAUGGAUCCGGUCAUAAUACUCAAAUAUAUGGCACGACCGGAAUCUGGCCUGCAGAUUAAAAAUCGAAAAUGGCUGAAAAUUCCCGUGCCCAUGUCUUUUAUUGGCCGUGAACUGGUCGAUUGGCUACUGGAUCAUGUGCAUGGCUUGUACGAUCGUAAGGCGGCUCGAACGUUCGCGUCGAAACUCUUGGCCGAUGGUCAUAUACGUCAUGUGGUGAAUAAGCUGACAUUCACCGAAAAAUGCUACUAUGUUUUCGAUGACUCAAUUCUAUGUUCGAUGCGUCCACCCGUAACUAUCACCACCAAUAUUAUCGGCAAUCAUUCGGACUCGUCGGCUUCGAAUCCAACGACGAAAACUGGCGCCGAUGCGGCCACCACUGAGGUCACCUAUGUGGGAUCACCAGCGCCUCCACAUCAAGCUCAAAAGCGUCUGCUGGCCGUCACGCAAAAUGUUAUCGGUUGUAUUGGUAACUCGAACUCGAAUGCUUCUGGCAACAGCAGCAGCAACAACAACAACAAUAAUAACCAAGCACUUCAAAAGCAGUUCCUAACUCCCCUAUCAAACAAUAAUAAUAUGAAUAUGGCGACCGGGAUUGAUCAGACAUGGCCAUUGUCCCCGAUCGCUGCAUGCGGACAGACGGGGCAAUCAAGUGGUCAGCGACGGGACGAUCGCGAUAGUCCUGUGGUUAGUUGUAGUGUUUUUUGGUCGUUUCAUCCGUUUGCUGAACCAGUUAAUGUGAAUUUCCGAUGUAAUUAUCUUCAUGAUCACUUCAAUUGUGUCAUGAUCACAUCAUGA